Molecule: messenger RNA, 897 nt
Organism: Musa acuminata subsp. malaccensis (wild Malaysian banana)
Lineage: Eukaryota; Viridiplantae; Streptophyta; Magnoliopsida; Zingiberales; Musaceae
Source: RefSeq, a predicted model, not a curated record
GAGAAAGGCCACUCCGGCUACCAAACGUGACCGCUGCCUUGGCUUUCUCGCUGUUUUUUCUUCGCUACCACUCUUCCCCCACUCUCUCGAUCCGAUUGCGAUUAGGGUUCCAAAAUCUCCUCUUCCAUUGAUCCACUUCGCUUUAAAGUUCUUGAUUGCUUACGAUGGAUUACGAGCAGCGGGCAAAGGUAUUCCAAGACCACAAAUCUUUCAGCAACUCCGGAGGAGGCAUCUCCGAAUUCAUCGUCCCCCACCUCCUCAAAUUAUAUGGAUCGCGUGCCACGGCACGAGACUUUGAAAUCUACGCUCCCAAUGCAACCUUUGAGGAUCCUCUCAUGUGCGCUCACGGAGUGAAGCAGAUCAAAUCCGCGUUUUAUUCACUCCCCAAGGUUUUCAGUGAAUCUAGGAUUGUUGAAUAUACAAUACAAGAAAAUGCAACUGGACCAGGAAAAGCCGAGAUUUUGAUUGAUAACAAGCAACAUUACAAAAUUUUCGGAAAAGAUAUCGAUCUAGUAUCACUUAUUAAGCUGAAAGUUGAAGGGGGGCAAGUUGUCCAUCAUGAAGACUGGUGGGAUAGGAAGCCUCUAAAGAACAGGGACACAACCAAUCUCCCUUUGGUAGGACGGCUAGCAGAAUAUACACGCAGGGGCUCAAUGCUAAUUACACAUGUCCUCAUGGGUUUUGGCAAAGAUCCAAGCCAUUGAAAUUUAUCUCCGGAGUACCAGACGUCAUGUUAGCUAAUCACUAGUUUUGCCACUGCCACUGUUGUGUGCAGCAGAUGCAAUCUGCAAAGUUCACAUAGAUUGGAUUGUAUGCAAAUGGUACUUCAGAAAGUAUUGCAGACUGGACUGUAAGGAAUAAAAGGUAAAUAUAUUCAUAUUGAUGAUCUUGAUUAGA